Molecule: messenger RNA, 2464 nt
Organism: Durio zibethinus
Lineage: Eukaryota; Viridiplantae; Streptophyta; Magnoliopsida; Malvales; Malvaceae
Product: K(+) efflux antiporter 4-like
Biological process (GO): potassium ion transmembrane transport; proton transmembrane transport
Cellular component (GO): membrane
Molecular function (GO): potassium:proton antiporter activity
Source: RefSeq, a predicted model, not a curated record
UGAUUUGAGUCUACAGUAUCUCAAGUUAAAGGACUUUUUUGUACUUUUACUUAACCACCAUUUUUUCCCUCUCGUUCUCCCCAAACCACAGAGAGAAGAGAAAGAAAAGGAAGGACGAAAGGCGCAAAUCCAACGCCCUCGCUCCUUGUUUUGCUAACUUACGCUUCUACUAUUUCUGCGCACCUUUCCGUUCACCUUUACACUCUCUACGUUUUUCUUUUCUUUUCUCUCACUAAAACCUCGGCAAUGACGAGGGGACUCGUGGCUCUCUUAUUCAUUUGCGAUCUCUUCGUAUUCUUUGCUUCGGUCGCCGCCAUUGACGCCCAGUCCCAGUCUGCGUCGGAGAUCAAUGUCACUGCCGCUCAGUCCAAUUUCUCGGACCCGAGAUCCAGAGAGGAUAGUUUCGCCGACAUGAUCGAUCGCGCUCUUGAGAAGGAAUUCAAUGACACUGACCAAAAUGAAGCCACUGAUCCUGGUAGUUUCAACAAUAGUGUCGCGGGGAAGCAGGCUGUCUUGGAAACUGUUGCUAGAGUUAAGACCAAGAAAAACGAGACCAAGGAAGAGAAGUCGUUUCAGCUCCAUGAUGUUUUCCAUUUGGAUAAUGAAAAUGGAGCAGAAGAUGCGCCAACAUUGAUAGAUCAAAAUGACAAUGUCUUUAUAAUAUCCAAUCCAAAGUCGAAAUAUCCUGUUCUACAACUAGACUUAAGAUUAAUAUCAGAUCUGGUAGUUGUCAUUGUCUCUGCUACAUGUGGUGGCAUUGCUUUUGCUUGUGCUGGACAACCGGUUAUUACUGGAUAUCUGCUUGCAGGAUCUAUUAUUGGGCCUGGUGGUUUUAGCUUUGUUGGUGAAAUGGUGCAAGUUGAAACAGUGGCUCAAUUUGGUGUAAUAUUUCUUCUUUUUGCACUAGGCUUGGAGUUUUCAACAACAAAGCUUCGUGUUGUUCGAGCAGUUGCUGUCCUUGGAGGUCUUCUCCAAAUUUUUCUAUUCAUGUGCUUGUGUGGUAUAACAGUCUCGUUAUGUGGGGGUAAACCUUCAGAGGGGGUUUUCGUUGGUGCAUUCUUGUCUAUGUCUUCUACAGCAGUGGUUUUGAAAUUUUUGAUGGAAAGGAAUAGUACAAGUGCCCUUCAUGGUCAGGUUACAAUUGGAACUCUUAUCUUACAGGACUGCGCUGUGGGUUUGCUGUUUGCUUUACUUCCAGUUCUAGGUGGCAGUUCUGGCAUCCUUCAAGGAUUAUUAUCCAUGACUAAAUCGUUGGUGGUUUUAAUCUCAUUUCUGGCCAUUUUGACAAUAUUAUCUCGGACUUGUGUCCCAUGGUUUCUUAAGCUCAUGAUAAGCCUAUCAUCAGAGACUAAUGAGCUCUAUCAGUUGGCAUCCGUGGCAUUCUGCUUGCUUGUUGCUUGGUGUAGUGAUAAGCUGGGUCUAAGCCUUGAGCUGGGUUCCUUUGCCGCGGGAGUGAUGAUAUCAACCACUGAUCUGGGUCAGCAUACGCUUGAACAAGUUGAACCCAUUCGCAAUUUCUUUGCUGCUCUUUUCCUUGCCAGUAUUGGGAUGUUGAUUCAUGUGCAUUUCCUUUGGAAUCACGUUGAUAUAUUGCUAGCAGCUGUAAUAUUGGUGAUUAUUAUUAAAACAAUGGUAGUUGCUGCAGUUGUCAAGGGAUUUAGAUACAGCAACAAAACUUCGAUUCUUGUAGGGAUGUCUUUGGCCCAGAUUGGAGAAUUUGCUUUUGUUCUUCUAAGUCGUGCUUCUAAUCUUCAUCUGGUUGAGGGUAAACUUUACCGGCUACUUCUGGGCACAACAGCUCUUAGUUUGGUGACUACUCCAUUGCUUUUCAAGCUGAUUCCAGCUGUUGUUCAUCUUGGUGUGCUCUUGCGGUGGUUCCCUGCUGAUAGUCCAGCUGAGAUUGGUUUUAAAGGAGAUACUGUUCGGGCGGACAGUGCUAAGCGUAUUACUUUGAUGGUCCAAGGCUCUCAUGAUUCAUGAUAAUUAAUAAAAACAUGAACCAGAAAAUUGCCAAUUUCAGCCUUUACCUGAUGGGGUUGUUAUACUCUGGAGGACAGGUGAUUAAAAGUGCAAAGGAAGUUGACUGAGUGAACAGGUUCUUUUCCAUUCCCACCUUCCCAUGACCAAGCAAAGACCGUGCAAAAAACAGCCAGCACUGAGAUAUGAACAGCAAUAUAAAUAUGAUCCUCCUUCCUCCUCCUAAUGUUGGUUCUGAUCAUCACAUUAAACUUUCCCUGAUGACCUUUGUAAAAUAGGGUCCAUUUCUAACGUAUUAUUUCAAUCUUUUCCCUUUUAGCCAGUUCAAUUGAUUGGUUUAUUUGUUUUAUUUCAUCCUUCUUUUUUUUUCUUUUUUUUUUCUUUUUUCCUGGGUGAGCUAUUAGCCAGGCUACAAAUUGCAAGUGUAUCUGUUCAUGUUUUGGUUCCUGUGGAUACCGCACCUUGAUCUUGUAAAAUAAAAUUUUGU